AUGGGCCUCCUGGCAGCUGUCCUUGCUUUGCAGUCAGUAGAUGGCCCAACCUGGUUGGACACCGGUGGUUGGGCAGUGGUCAGUUCUGUGGGUGGUGAAGCCAACCUGACCAUUGAUGGGAACAAUGCCAGCUACUGGGAGCCAGACCCAGUCCGUCUGGUGUCUGCUAGAGCCACAGGAUCUUUCUACCUGGAAUUGGAUCUGCAAGAACACUACCAGCUGGACAGGCUAUCGCUUACUAUACCAGCCUUGUCUGGAGGUUCCACUGACAUCAGUUUCCAGCUGUGGAUACUGCAGUAUGGGAUGACAACUGCUGAUGGAGUCAUCUGGACAGACGCAAGGACCUUCUUCAUAUCACGAGAACAAAGGUCUUGGACGUGGGAAUUCAGAGGUUUCCGUGCAACUGGAAGGUACUGGAGGCUGGUGAUGCCUUUGGACAGGCAGAGUGGCUCCCAGGCUGCUGUAGCUGAGGUUCAGUUCAGAGGACAAGUUGUUGUGGCUCAGCAAAUGAGCAUGCUUGAACUGCCUCAGAGUCUGGUAUCCCGACUUGAUGACAUCUCAUCCCUGCAGUUUAUCAACCUGAAGUCAACGGUGGAGACCAAUCAAUGA
Branchiostoma belcheri (Belcher's lancelet) is the source of this 609-nucleotide messenger RNA. RefSeq lists its product as uncharacterized. The coding region runs from base 1 to 609 and encodes 202 amino acids. The transcript is spliced from 6 exons. The record is from RefSeq and is a predicted model, not a curated record. Lineage: Eukaryota; Metazoa; Chordata; Leptocardii; Amphioxiformes; Branchiostomatidae.